AUGUUCGCGGGCCUGUCUGAGCUCGGCAUUUCAAACGGGGAUGAUUUGAAGGAAACACUCACCAACUGCACGGAGCCGCUGAAAGCCAUCGACCAGUUUCAGAUGGAAAAUGGGAUCCUGUUGCCAACGCUCCAGUCGGCUCUUCCUUUCCUGGACCUCCACGGCACUCCGCGGCUGGAGUUCCACCAGUCUGUCUUUGACGAGCUCCGCGACAAGUUGAUGGAGCGAGUUGCUGUCAUUGCAGACGGCAAAGAAGAAGAUCGGUAUGGAAAGCUGGAGGAGCUUCUGGAGAAAAGCUUUCCACUUGUGAAAAUGCCGUCCAUUCAGCCGGUGGUGAUGCAGGUGCUAAAGCAUCUGCCAAAGGUGCCAGAAAAGAAGCUGAAGUUGGUAAUGGCUGACAAAGAGCUGUACAAGGUGUGUGCGGUGGAGGUCAAAAGGCAGAUUUGGCAGGACAACCAGGCUCUUUUUGGGGAUGAAGUGUCCCCCCUUCUAAAGCAGUACAUCGUGGAGAAAGAGGCAGCUCUCUUUAGCAGCGACCUCUCCAUUCUGCACAACUUCUUCAGCCCUUCUCCGAAGACACGACGCCAAGGCGAGGUGGUGCUGAAGUUGACUCACAUGAUUGGGAAGAAUGUGAAGCUGUACGACAUGGUGCUGCAGUUUUUACGAACGCUCUUCCUGCGAACGCGGAACGUCCACUACUGCACUCUGAGAGCAGAGCUGCUGAUGUCUCUCCACGACCUGGACAUCAGUGAGAUCUGCUCUGUGGACCCCUGUCACAAGUUCACUUGGUGUUUGGACGCCUGCAUCCGUGAGAAGUUUGUUGAUGGUAAGCGAGCAAGAGAGCUCCAAGGUUUCUUAGAUGGGGUGAAGAAAGGACAGGAGCAAGUUCUUGGGGACUUAUCCAUGAUCCUCUGUGAUCCAUUUGCCUGUAACACCUUGACUCUGAGUAUCAUGCGGAACUUACAAGAGCUGCUGAGUCAGGAAUCCUUACCCAGAGACAGUUCGGACCUGAUGCUGCUGCUCAGGAUGCUGUCUCUGGGUCAGGGAGCGUGGGACAUGAUCGACAGCCAGGUCUUCAAAGAGCCGCGUUUGGAUUUAGAGGUGGUGACCCGCUUUCUGCCUGCAAUGAUGUCAGUGGUUGUUGAUGAUCACACCUUCACUGUGGAACAGAAGCUUCCCAAUGAAGAGAAGAGCUCGCUAACGUACCCCGUAGCUCUGCCAGAUGCAUUUAGCAGAUACCUGCUGAACAACAGAGUGGCUUGUGAAAUGGGUCUCUACUACGUGCUUCACAUUGCCAAGCUAAGGAAUAAGAACGCCUUACAGCGAUUAUUACCUGCUCUUGUGGACACCUACAACGACAUGGCCUUCAGUGACAUUUUCCUUCACCUGCUGACCGGACACCUCACACUACUCUCUGAUGAGUUUGGAUCAGCAGAUUUCUGUUCAGUUGUUUUUGAUGGCUUUCUUCUAACCUCAUUCUCCAGCAAAGAAAAUGUCCACAGACACGCCCUUCGCUUGUUGCUGCAUUUGCAUCAGAAAGUGCUGCCGUCAUACAUGGAAACACUGAUGAAAACUCUUGAAGCUCCAAAGCAGUGCAGCGAGCCACUCAAGGAGCUCUACACUCAGCUGACGGAGAAGCUGGAGGCACACAAGAAAAGCCCACCGCCUCUAGAAAAGUCUCCGUCAUUGGACAUGGGGCUCCAUCCUGUGACCGUGACUCCGAAUGCUUCCGUUCCGACUACGCCCGUGUGAGACGCGAUGAACAAAAGGCGCCGUUUUCUGUAGCUUCACAUCUGGUCUUCUUUCUUUUCUCAUUUUUAGCAUCUAUCAAUUUUAUUGGGAGCUGUCACAAAAAACAGCUUUCAAACAGUCUCUUUCCAUUUUUUCUCUUUUUUUUGUGCAGAUAGGAUUUUUUUAUAUGUGGCUGAAAAUGUGUUUUGUAUUAUUGGAGUGCAGAAGUUAUGUAAAUACUGUAUGUUAAGAAAUACAUGGUUUCAAGGCUAAGAUGCUCUCAUGUGUCACUUUUAUAACAAUUAAAAACACUUGUCAUUUGGCAAAACAUUUAA
This is a messenger RNA of Oryzias melastigma (Indian medaka), 2066 nucleotides long. It is a transcript of the gene nelfb, whose product is annotated as negative elongation factor complex member B. Gene Ontology annotation, cellular component: NELF complex; nucleus. The coding region runs from base 1 to 1752 and encodes 583 amino acids. The transcript is spliced from 13 exons. The record is from RefSeq and is a predicted model, not a curated record. NCBI's taxonomy places the organism in Eukaryota, Metazoa, Chordata, Actinopteri, Beloniformes, Adrianichthyidae. Gene Ontology annotation, biological process: negative regulation of transcription elongation by RNA polymerase II.